AGUGUUAGUUUUGGGCGCAGCGUGUUGUUAGUGCGUAGCGCGGUUCUGGUCUUCCAUAAGCUACUAGAAUGAUCAUUCGCUUUUUGUUGUAGUUGUCCCACCGUUCUUCAAGACACAGUAAAAAUACCAUGUGGCUCAUCGCGAUCGAGGUGGAGCCACCGACGUCCCUCGUCCUUUUGAAAUGGGGCCGCGGGGUGAAGACUCUUCGCUACCAAAACGAGAAAUUCUCCGAAAACGCGAAUCUCCCCCUCCUCGUCGGCAGUCGGGAUCUGCAUGUGAUGGUCUGGUCCGGCUUUGACCGCGCCUGCAACAACAUCAACGAGCAGAGUAUGCUGUGGCACGAGAAUGUGGCGUACGACCUGCAGAAAAGGGGGAAAUGGGUCACCCUACCGUUGCCAAAAGGAGGUCGGGGAGGUAGUAAAAACACAGGGAUAGAAGAUCAGUUCUCCAUCGAAAAUGCGAUCCAGGUGCGGUUGCGCUUCGCCCAAGCACCGCCGCCGGGAUAUGAUCCUCAUGUGGAGAAGGCAAUUGCGGCUACAAGAUCUACUUCCGCUGCUGGUCCUUUAUCCACUCAACACGUCCUCGCCGCUGACAUCGAGAAUCCUGCCUCGAGGACACCUGCUAGCGCCAUCCCCCUGAUCACCUGCGCACAGGCCGACUACGAGCAAAGCAACCCCGACGGGUUCCUGCUCGCGAGCCCACUCCGGUUGGCGGACGGGAUCCACGCGCGGAGCAAGGCCACGACGACGUCCGGGGGAGAGGAUGAAGAUUUCUCGUCCGACUACUACGAGGCUGCGAACGAGCAGUACUUGAUGAAGCAAAAAUCUACUACUACAACCGGUGCCACGUCGAAUCAUGCCGCGACGACGUCGGUGGUAACGUCGAAGACGCGCAGGCUGUACGAAGAAAGCAAGAAGCCAUCGGCGAUCGCGAACCAGCUCGCGGCGAUAGCGAAUCGCGAGAAGUACUCGUCUAUCAACCGCAAAUAUGUCUGGGUCUGGAAGAGUCAUGCUGUUUCUGCAUGACACAGAAGGUCUGGCAUGGAAGCUCUAGCAUCACAGGUUUCGAGAAGCUUCCGCAAUGCCGAACCCGCAUGACAAAUCCCCCACUUUGGUGACAGAAAGUGAGCAGCUUUUGCUACCUAUGCAUGAGAGAUUUUUGCGUGUUCCGAAAUGCGCAUGACAAGCUCCAACCUUCCAGACCCAGACAUUUUUGCAUUUGAUAUUGUCCAGAAGCCCGUCGCCGACGAAGCGCAGGCGGGAGCUGCUGGCGUCUGUCAUAUGACAGCGCACAAGUCCCCCUCCCCCUCAUUUGUAUUGCAUUAACGGCAAUACAAGCAUCAGCAAGAGUGUCGGUUUUGCAUGACAAACUUGCACUGGAGUGCAGUGCUAUUUGAGCUAGCAGAACUUGUCAUGCAAAGAGUGCCAAGAUACAGAGGGCGGAUUGGGUAUUUUGCAUGACAAAUGAGGGCGAGGGGGAGUUGUUGUGCACUUUCAUAUGUCAAGGACGUGGUCGACAAGAAGUUGGAUGCGCUCGGAGCAGGAUAUCAAAUGUAAAAAUGUCUGGGUCUGGAAGAAUCCAACUUGUCAUGCUGAUUUUGGAUUCUAAAAAAAUCUGUAUUGCAUGAGUACCAAAAGAAAGGCAGUUUUUGCUACGCUGAGAAGGCAUUUGUCAUGCGGAAUACGCAUCAAGAAGCCCUCAAAAAAUCUGUAUUGCUAGGGGAUGCAUUACAGACAUCAUGGCUCAUGCAAAACGUGCAUGGCAAGUGUCAGAAUCUUCCAGACUCAGACAUUUUUACAUUUGAUACAGGAGGAGGUACUAUUAUAACCACGGGGGGAGCUGCUGCAUCUUCGCGACCAGGCACGACCAGAUCGCGGCAUCAAAUUACAGGGGGUGGAAGUUUGUUGUCGUCCUCCAAUGGUGCAGACGAAGAGUUCCACGAGGAGAGGAGAACAAUGAGACCUGCAGCUUCCUCAUCCACCACGCGCCGCCCGCAGUCCGCAAAAGUGGUAAGCGCUGGUGCAGCACCAGCUCGUGCAGGGGAACGGGAGCUGUAUGAUGGAUCAAAACUUCCUGUCGCGGCCCGCUCGCGUGCGGGUCCUGGCGGGCCAUCUUUUGCAACUACGACGAGACGACCGCAAACAGCGAAUGCGCGAGGCCGGGCCUCUGCGUCCACUUCCUCGAGAGCACCGAGAGCGCCGUCGGCUUUUGAAUCUUCUAAAGCAACAAGUUUUGACGAUGAUCAAAAUUAUUCCUUUGAAAACUCGCAUCAUACUAGUACGAGUCGGCAAUUUACUCAACAUCUCUACUCCAAGUCAAAGCAGUCCACCACUUCGAAGGACACUACGCUUUUCUACACGAGCGUUGGCGAGAUCGACGAGCUGAUUCAGGAAUCGGACGAGGUUCUGAACCGGGAGGAAUUAGUGCGCGAGCACGAGUGGCUUUUGUCGAUCCACGACGACAACGUGAAAAUUCUGACCGAGCUGGAAAAAAGGGUGCAGGAUCUGGAAAGAAAGAAGCGACGGGAAGAGGAAAAUCGGGGGAAGAGCCCGCCAAGACGGGACGAGGUGCGGGAACGCAGUGGAAGUGGUGGAGGUACAACCACAGGAGCGCGGAAAGGAACUACGGCAGGUACAGGUACAUCUUCUGCUAGAGGUGCUGCUCAUAGUACAAUUAAGCCUAUCACCACCCCGCGAUCCGCAGCGGGCGUUUCCCGCCCGGUCCUCGGUCGGAAGGUGGUGGACACGAGUAUGGGUGGCUGUGCUUCCGCUUGGGCAGAAACUCUCCCGUUUCAGCACAACCCGAGGGGAAAAAAGGCGAGUAUGGUUGUACAAGCGGACUUUGCGGGCGGCAGCGGGGACGCUGCAGGUGCUGGUGGUUCGAGUGCGAGAACCACGAUCGAUUUCCGGAAGACGAGAACAACUCCAGGCAGGCCGCAGUCCGCUGCUUCUUUUAAUCAAAUGCUCGGCCCACCAGCACAUCCACAUGACAACUACUACAUGGAGCCGGGUGUCGCCGGGAAGACGGUUGCCCGGUGCAGCGCGCUGGUGGAGCGCGCGAGGAAGAUGGAGCGCAAGAACCAGCUGCUCAAAGAGGUAGAGGAGGAGAAAAAGCGCGAAAUUCGGCGGCGAAAAGAGCUGCUGGGGCAUGCGCUGACGGAGGAGGAAAAGUUGUCAUCUGCGUCGGAGACGGUGGAGGAGUAUUUACCUGCGUUGUACGAGGCGACGGUGGAGCAGACUCAGCUGUUCUUACAAGAAGAAAAGCGAAAUAAAGCGCAGAAGAAGAGGAGGAAGAAGGAGGGUCCUAUGGGAGUAGAAUCUAAGUCUGUAAACUCCUCGAAGCACCAGACUGGUGGAACAAGAAACUCACCACUCGACGAAGAUCAUGUUGAGGAAACGUCUGGUGGUUCAUCUGAUGCUAAAAACUCCCGCCCACUUUCCCCGUCGGAAAGAGCGAAGACGCAGCUCGCGCCGCUCGGAGCGAAGACGCCACGACCCGCCUCCCCCACCCGCACCUCGGACGAGUGGGGCCAGGGCGCGCUGUCCUGGAUGCUGAAGAGCACGCGGGCGGGGGACACGAUCAACGAAUACAAAGGCGUCGACGCAUCUCAAUCGUCAGAAAUCAUUGGGGAGAAGUCCGAGGAUGGCGUGCAGCCCAAAUGGGUGGAUGUUGAGAUGACCACGAGAAGGACCUCGAAGAGCAGUGUAGAAGUCCUGACGCACAAGUCAAACAGCAAGGACAGUGUAAGAAGCGAGAUUCAUCGAGCUGGGACAACUACUACUUUUUCCAGACCGGGCUCUGCGCAGCUCGCUCCGAUGGGGAACAGCCGUUCAUCUACUUCCGGACAAGCAAGACCAAAGAGCGUGUCCUCCUCUUCUCGCGCGACUACAGCAGUGGCGAAUAAAUUCGGCGUUACAACUUCUUCAUCAAAUCCUACCACCGUGACAAAGGAAUUGCAGAGUCGUGGCGCAAGGGCUGCAAGCAUCGGGAAAGUCUCGGCGAAACAGCCACUGUCUGCGAGAAGAGAGCAGCUGCAAGUUACCUCCGAAAGAAAACCCCUGCCGCGGACGAACGCGGAGGUAUGGGCGGAGUUGCGGAGUUGCUGGGCGCAUUUGUCGAAGUCUACGAAUGAGUCCAAAGGAACCGUCGUCAGCGCUGGAAAUAAUGCGGAGUCUGGGAGUAACGAAGCAGGCGAGGAAAGUGUGAUUGCUGCGGGGGAAAACGAAAAAAUCGGUACGAAGGUGUUUUUGGUUGAAGUCAGCGAGCUUUACUUUCGCAAAAUGUGAUUAAUUUUGAUGCAAACUCAUGUGCCUCUAGGUCUACCUCUACAUCAUGACUAAACCUAACAUUCUGAUCCGAACAUUGACAUGGGUAACAUUUUUACAUCUUCAGCUACAGCUACUCGAGACGACGAAGCCCUAUCUGUCGCAGCAGACCCUGCUGCCGCCGACCCAACGGCAACGACUGCGCAAACAGCGCGAGAAGGUGGAACAACAAGCAAAGAGUUCGAGAAAGAUUGGAGCGACAGUCAACUGUAUUUGACCGUGGAGCAGCAACUACCUUUAAUCCGGCUGAAGCUCCGCGAGCGGUACCACGUGCCCCUGACGGCGUUCCGCGCCUUCGAUUUGGACACUGACAACGUGCUUUGCUUCGAGGAGUUCGCCUACGGUUUUCACGUGAAGUGCGGGUGCAGUGAGGAGUUUGUGGAUUCUGUCUGGGAGGAGAUCACGACGGAAACGUCGGGGCAGUUUUGCCGGUUUGUGGAUUUUUCGAAGAAAUUCUUCCCGAAGGCAAGCUUCGCCGCAGUUAGGAACAACAGAUCUGCGGCAGCCAGAACGGGAGUUGCGAGCGGGGCUGGCGAAACAGCGGGGGGGACCGCGGCAAGUUUUGGAGCUGGUAGUUCACCAGUGCCUCCGGUUGUUCACCUCUAUCAGGUGCGGACUUUGGUACCCUUGCGACUGCGGGAAAAGCCGAAAGUCGCCUCUAAAGAGCUGAUGGUGCUGGAAGAGGGGAAGACGUACGACGUUUUAUCACGUGUAAAUACGUCCCCAGCCCAGAGUCAAGAUGGGAAGUUUGCCAGACAAAUCGACCAGCUUAGGCUGUUGCGCAUGACAAGCGUGGCCUCGUAGUGUACUCGCGUUUAGCUACUGCAGAAGCAUCACAGAUCUAGCUUAGCGCGCUGGUUUGAGCAUGACAAAUUUCAAAACACGACUAGAAACUGCUUCUCAUCGGGCUCCGCAUGAGAAACAUUUUAUGCAUGCAGAUUUGCAUUACAACUCUGGGGGGGACGUUUUUACAAAUGAUACGUUUUCGCAGUACUGGGUGAGUGGGUGAACAUCCGGACUUGGUGCACCGUGGUGCUGACUAUGCAUUGCAAAUACGUCUGGGUCUGGAAGAGCGUAACUUGUCAUGCUAAAUCUGGAUCGUGGAAAAAAUUGUGUUGCAUGAUUACCAAAAGAGCUCCACUUUUGAACAAGUUCAGAGGCAGUUUCUCAUGCAGGCAAGGCAUGAUAGAGAUCUCACAGAACCUGUCAUGCUAGGCCGUGCAUGCCAGAACGCGUGGGUCAUAAUAAACCUGCAUGACAAAGAAACCUAGCAAUCUUCCAGACCCAGACAUUUUUGCAUUUGAUACUGACCGACGAGGGGCAGCUAGAGGUUGACGAGGAGGAAGAGGGGAGAGGCACAGGAGCAGGAGGUCUGAGAACAACAAGCGCUGGAUCCUCAUCUCUGUUCAACAUCACCAAUGCGUCAUCUACACCCAGCAGUCAGAAAGUCGUUAGAACGAAGGAGAUUCCGGUAGAUGGCUGGGCGCUGCGCCGGCAGGGACCCAUGAACUUCGUUGAGCGGAUCUACGCUUCUUGAAUAUGGGAUAAAAAUAGAAGCAACAAAUAAGCAAUGCUUGUCGUGCAAAUGCGCAAGG
Messenger RNA from Amoebophrya sp. A120, 5920 nucleotides. The record is from the annotation of a GenBank genome assembly. Lineage: Eukaryota; Dinophyceae; Syndiniales; Amoebophryaceae.